AUGCAAUUCACACUUCCUCUUCUCCUUGCUGGCCUCGCCACCGCUCUCCCCUCCGCUGCCAAAGUGAACACAAUCAGCGACGAGGUCAUCUGGCGCGUUUCCAACCUCACAAUCGGCUGUUCCCAAGGUGGCUGUAUCUUCGAGUACGACAUCGCCGGCCGUCCCAACUCUGAGACUCCUGCCUUCCGCACCCACUGCAGCGGCCCCGAGAAGGAGGAAAUCACCUGUGACAACCAGAACAUCACCACUACCGUCACUCCAGCUGGCAACCCUGUCUGGAACGUCGAUGUCACUCACCGCUGGAUGACCUGGUUGGACCCUCAGUCUCUGGCUACCUGGUACCAGCAGGGCUCGAAGAAUGUCUCUGUGCCUGACCAUAACCCUGUUGCCUUUUACUUCAAGCCUACCAAGGAGUACGGCGUUGCUUAG
Molecule: messenger RNA, 429 nt
Organism: Penicillium salamii
Lineage: Eukaryota; Fungi; Ascomycota; Eurotiomycetes; Eurotiales; Aspergillaceae
Source: the annotation of a GenBank genome assembly